This is a messenger RNA of Sorex araneus (European shrew), 4656 nucleotides long. It is a transcript of the gene NEMP1, whose product is annotated as nuclear envelope integral membrane protein 1. The transcript is spliced from 9 exons. The record is from RefSeq and is a predicted model, not a curated record. Lineage: Eukaryota; Metazoa; Chordata; Mammalia; Eulipotyphla; Soricidae. Gene Ontology annotation, cellular component: nuclear envelope. Bases 7 to 1341 code for a protein of 444 amino acids.
GCGACCAUGGCGGGAGGAAUGAAAGUGGCGGUCUCUCCGUCAGUUGGUGCCGGGCCUUGGGGCUGGGGGGCCGGGGGCCGGAGGGCAGUGUGGCUGCUCCUGGUUCUCUCCGGUUGCUGGGUCUGCGGCUCAGCUGGAAUUGAUGUAAAUCUGGUCAUGCUCCAGGAAUCACAAGUUUAUAAUAGCAAUACCGACCAACAAUUCUGUUACAAAAACGUGUUUGUCCCCAAGUGGCAUGAUAUAUGGACGCGGAUACAGAUCCGAGUCAACAGUUCCAAACUGGUACAAGUUACCCAGGUGGAUAAUGAAGAUAAACUGAAGGAGCUGGAGCAGUUUAGUAUCUGGAAUUUUGUUUCUUCCUUUUUAAAAGAGAAAUUAAAUGACACUUAUGUUAACGUUGGUCUAUACAGCACAAAAACCUGCCUCAAGGUUAAUAUUUUGGAGAAUAACACCAAGUACAGUGUUGCUGUCACCCGGAAAUUUGACUCCAAACUCUUCCUCAUUUUCCUCCUUGGACUUAUGCUAUUUUUUUGUGGAGACUUGCUCAGCAGAAACCACAUCUUCUACUAUUCCACUGGGAUGAGUGUGGGAAUUGUAGCUUCUCUACUAAUCGUCAUUUUCGUACUGUCUAAAUUCAUGCCCAAGAAAAGUCCCAUUUAUGUCAUCCUGGUGGGAGGCUGGUCCUUUUCUUUGUACCUCAUUCAACUAGUUUUUAAAAAUUUACAAGAGAUCUGGAGGUGUUACUGGCAGUAUCUUUUAAGCUAUAUCUUCAUAGUUGGAUUCAUGAGUUUUGCAAUCUGCUACAAGUAUGGACCAUUGGAAAAUGAACGAAGUAUCAACUUGCUGACCUGGACCUUGCAGCUGAUGGGCCUGUGUUUCAUGUAUUCUGGCAUCCAGAUUCCACAUAUUGCCCUUGCCAUUAUCAUCAUUGCACUGUGUACUAAGAACCUGGAGUACCCUGUUCAAUGGCUGUACAUUACCUACAGAAAGGUGUGUAAGGCCACAGGAAAGACUGUCCCUCCUCGCCUCCUGACAGAAGAAGAGUAUCGGAUACAGGGGGAGAGAGAGACCAAAAAGGCUUUGGAAGAUCUUCGAGAAUAUUGUAACAGCCCAGACUGCUCUGCUUGGAAGACUAUUUCUCGGAUUAAGUCUCCAAAGAGAUUUGCCGACUUUGUGGAAGGCUCUUUCCACCUCACACCAAAUGAAGUUUCUGUCCAUGAGCAGGAGUUUGGACUAGGGAGCAUUCUCUCUCAGGUGGAUAUCUAUGAAGAAACCUCUUCUGAGGAGGAGAACUCUGAAUUUUGGCCCCCCACUACCACACAAAACCAUUUCCUGACCUAGGUAGUGGUCAGAAUUUUUAUGUGGACUGGCUUGGUACCUCAAGGUCCCGGUUGCGUAUCUCGUGCAAUUAUUUCUCAGCUCUUAAAUCGGGUACGGUUGUGCAGACAUUUUCCUACCAAAAUUAGAGGUCUGGGUAGGCCUCCCUCUGGAAAUGUUCUUGAUCGAAGUGGGAUGCCUGAGGAAGGAGAGAGGAUAAAGUAGUGAAUAUCCUGAUUGCUGCCCGUUGGUUAAGCUGUCUACUACUUUCAUGUUUCUAAAGAAGCCGAAUGGCCACAGCUAAAGCUACAGCAAGAAGGGCACUCUGGCUCCUCUCUGAGACUUGAUUUGGUCCUGACAUUUCUGCCUCUGUUACUAGAACUCAGAAAUAAGUGUUACAUGUAACAGUAAUGUUCUUAGAUUGUAGGCAGCAUCUUCCAGAAAGAAAUCUGCAAAUCUGAGCCUCUUUUUUACUUCUGUUUUAUUUUCAGUGAUUUUUGAAUAAUUCGUACUUGAACUGUUUUACAAGGGAAAUGGAUUUUUGUCAUCUUGGGUUUUUUUUUUAUAUGAAUAUAUGUAUGUAUUUUAAAUGUAACAAACUCCUAUCUAGAACCAGCAAGUGCCCCAGAGAGACAUGCCCCAUAGCCCAUAUAUAUAUACACAUAUAUAUGUAUAUGUGCACUCACAUACAUAUAUACAUAUAUACAUAUUACUAUGGAUUAUUCAUGAAAGCCUAGGAACUCUUGUGUUGAGCUUUAAUUGGUUUUCAGAUCUGUUACGUUUGAAGCCCUACUUGCUUUUUGGAACAUCCCUGUAAACUCUUCUGUAGGGUAGGGCUUUUGGACUUUUUAUUAAAUUAAACUUUGUUUUCUUUUAAAAGUACAGUUGUACUCUUCCCAUUCCUUCUUGUCCUUUUUGCCUUUUCAAGGCUGUUCAGGUGAAGUAUUUGUUUCAUUUCUUUAUAUUCUCUUCCUCUUGGUUUAUAACAUUAUUCUCUGAGUUAGGGGAAGUGAUCUUCGUUAGUAACUUAAAUUUUAUUUCAUAGGUUCUCUAUUUUUCUGUCAGUGGGUUACUUUUCCUGAAUUAUAUCUUUAUUUCAGUGAGAAAGCAUUGUAAAGAGGGAGAAAUUCUCCUCUUUAAGUAAAUUCCUAAUGAAAUGUAGUUUCUGUCUCAAGACCAGUUUUGUGGGUUUUUUUUUUUCACUGUGUUUGAAUUUGGGGUGAGUGAAAUCAAACUCAAUUUUUGACUCCUUGUCUGGUGGUUACAGGACUGGGCCACGGGCAGUGGCGGUGGCAGUGGGUCCUGUAGCAUGAGCGCUUCUCUCAAAGAGCUGACGCGCCUGGGUGUGUCAUGUGUCCCAGCCCUGCCUGCGUGGCUCCGCCCCAGGUGCCUCAGCUCCUCUGUGCCUGGAGAUUGCCCGGCUCUAUCGGUAAACAUUUAGAAGCUGCUCAUUUCCCUUUUGACUAUUUAGUUGGCUGCCUGGGUCACUACUCAGCCUCCAUUUAAUUUUUUCUGGCAGUUACGGCUCUUGCAAUUUCAGCAUAGUCUCUUCCCUCAGACUGAUCUCAUCCGGAGGGCUUGAAGGGAUAACUGUGGAAAUGGCUGGACAUUGGAGCCAUGUCUGCUGCCAUGUCAGCAUCUUGCUAGGCAAGUAUCAAGCUAUAAAUUGGCUCUAAGGCUCAGGGUCUCAUCAGCAUCGGAAAUCCAUCGCCUCUUGUAUGUCUGACCAAGUUAUGUGAACAUGGUUCCCGUUAAUGGGAAUAGAAUUUAGUUGGCCUGAUUUUUUCCUUUCUCUUUCCCCACUCAAAUUGCUUUCAUAAGACCAGUGGACCCAGUGACUAAAAAUAAAGACAAUUGUGUAAGCCACUUUAUUCAAUAUUAAUUUAUUUCUCCCUCCCCAACUUGAUGAUUUUUGUAUGUUACCAAGGACAUUUUAUGAGUCCCAAUGUUCCAUUUUGUGCUAUUAAAUAUCUGAGGCCUACCUUUCUUUCACUGUGUUCCUGCCAGCUUAGUUAGACGUGACCUAUGUGAUAGAGAUGAUAAAUGAAAGAAUCCAGAGUGGCCAGAUGAUAAACUCUAGAUUCUGAUAUUCCUAGAAACUAGGAAAUGAAUUACACUGUUGCCCUCAAUUUUUUUCUGGGUUUGCAGGUCAGGCACUUCUGGAAGAGCUCAGACGUGGUAGUGUUCUGGGGCCACCUGGGCCAUACCCCGUGGUGCUAGUUGGGGUGUACUAUCUUGGGGAUAUGACCCAGGGCCUCACAUAUACAAGGCAUGUGUAUCUACCACUUGAGCCACAUCCCUAGCCCCCCUGAGUAUUUUUGUUGUCCCAGAAAAAGAUGAUUUGAGAUGAAUAUUUGUAUUAACAAUGGCUCCCGGCUGUGUACUUAUAAAACUUUUCUUUGAGUAGCGGAAGUUGAAGUAGGAGGAAAGGAAAUGAAAUGUCCUUUUGUAUUCUUUUGGGCUCAGGUCUGACAUAUGAGAUAAUACCUUAAAUUGAAAUGUCAGGAGUUUUUAUCUGAACCCAAGAGAAGACAGCCUGACAGAUUUAUUAUGUCUUUAUGUUUUAUAGGCAAUGAAAUCAAAUAAUAAAUGCAAAGGAGCCAUUUUACAAGGCAAAUGAACCAUUGCUUCUGUUUUGGCAUAAUAGAAAUUAUUCUUGUUGCAGAAACCUAUGUGGUUGUGGUAACUCCGUGGUGUUUCUUGAUAGAUUUUGAAUUCAGUUGCUGUUGAGUUGGGGUCUAGAGGGUUACAACCUUGAAAGGGUGUUUUUGUGCCUUAUCUGAUGAAAACUUGUGUCUGCUGGGAAUUAGAGCAGAUUUAUGGCAAAAUUAGUGCUUUAGCGGGAUUGGAAUAGUCAUGCAGUCUCCCCAGAUGUUGGACUUAGGGCUCUUUCCCCUCACCUCACUCCUGUUUGUUGUUCUUUUCACACACUUGACAGUAACUUGAAAAUGUUGAAAUAGCCUUCUCUGAGCUUCCCUGCCGCACAGACAACAUUGUUAACAUGUUAACCUAAUCAGUAGCUGAUAGUGUGAACAUUAGAAUUACUAAAGCCUGCAGUUUCCCAGUUGUCUAGGACUGGUGAAGAAACAGGUGUAAGGAAUUAUUAGAUCAUUUUAGCCUGUGGGUAAUGCCUUAGUGUUAUUAUUUUUAAAGUCCUUUAAAAUAAAUGUUCAUGAAUGUUUGAAAGGAACAAAAUAAUCAGGGAUGGCUCUUUGCCAUGGGUCUCAUUUUCACUCUUUUCUGUAAGAAAAAAAUAACGAUGUCUUAUUAUCUAUUUUUUCAUUUUUAUUGUACAAGUUUGUAAGUAUUCCCAAUUUUAAUAAAGUUUUAUAGACUCUA